Molecule: messenger RNA, 2575 nt
Organism: Myotis brandtii (Brandt's bat)
Lineage: Eukaryota; Metazoa; Chordata; Mammalia; Chiroptera; Vespertilionidae
Gene: ELL3
Product: elongation factor RNA polymerase II-like 3
Exons: 8
Coding region: 1303-2091 (262 amino acids)
Biological process (GO): positive regulation of transcription elongation by RNA polymerase II; snRNA transcription by RNA polymerase II
Cellular component (GO): transcription elongation factor complex
Molecular function (GO): cis-regulatory region sequence-specific DNA binding
Source: RefSeq, a predicted model, not a curated record
GGGCGGGGCGGCGGAAUGGGCCGCCGGUUCCGUUGUCAGAACUCCGGACUGAGUUUGGCGCUGUUACUUAGAAUAAAUACCCCACGGCCCAGUUAGCCCCUUGCGUUGUCCACGUGCUCGUAUGUAAAAGCAUGUGCAACGCAACUCCGAGACCCCAUUGCAACCGCACUGUCCCGCUGCCCCAACCCCUCUAAUACAGAAAUUCGCGGCACACCCCGUGUGUCCUAAAACUUUGGUCUUGCCCAUUUCCCCACGGAAACUUUAAAUGUGAAGAUGCAAUGGCUUAGAAGUGUUGGAGGACCCCCAAAAUCGGGCUGUGGAGUUGGAUUCGGGACUAAGAGGUUGGACAAUGUACACACGCCGUUUCUCACUGCACUGUCUCCGCCAGCCGCACACGGUCUUUCGCCGGCAGCUGAAUACGGCGUGAAGCUUACGUUUCCCACGAAACUCACUCUCAUUCCUAGCUCCAUUCAUCCACAAAACUACCCCCCGGCCCUGAGGAGUUUAUUGGGACAAGGGGACAUGCUUAGGAAACAUCACAGGGAAGAACUAGUUGUGAAUUUUUUUUUUUUAGGCUCACCGAAGGAUAUGUUUUUAUUGGUUUUAGAGAGAGAAGAGAGAGAAACAUCGUUUAGCCACCUCCCUUGCUCUACUGGGGAUGAAACCCUCAACCUGAGUGCGGCCGGUGAUCGCUUUCCAAGGCAGCCGAGGGGUAAGAAGGGACGUGGGGGGUGUGCGGGGAGAACAGACGCGGGCUCGGGGCCGGAGACUGAGACGGUCACGGUCUGAGGAAGUUCCUGAGAACUGAGCCCGAAGGGGGUGAGGGGGCUGCUGGGGUGGCGGUCCCAGGAGGCUGCGGUUGGAGUCUGUGCCCUCUCAGCCUCCUGGGAACGCGGGCCCAGCUGCACCUGGCGUGCUAACGAGUCCCCCGGGACCCCUCUUCAGUCUCAGGCGGGCUCGGGGAGAAAGGGCACUGGCAGGAGGGGGCAGGGUUGACUCCUGGGGCUUACGGUCUCCUUUCACUCCCAGUAUCUGAGGCUCCCAGGCCCUGGCUGCUCCUGCCUCUUCUCCUUCACAGUGUCCCAGUGUGGCCAGGAGGGCCCUGGUGGUGGCCUGGACCUUGUGUACCAACGCUUAGGCAGGUAAGAGAGGGUUUGUGGGAAGUCAGGACGGGGAUGUCCAGAGCUGCUUUAAAAGUUCUCCACCCUCCCGGUAUGUUUUCCACCACCUCUUUCCAGACCUGGGCCUAACCGCCUGCACUGCCUGGGGCCACUCAGGGAGCGCCUCAGUAUUUGGGCAGCCAUGGAUUCUCUCCCAGCCCCAUCUUCAGGUCAGGGACACAACCUGACCGAAGAUUCCAGAGAUCCUGAGAAUUGGCACAUCGGGGAUUAUUCUAGAGAUGCAGUUUCACAGCCACAGAUGGUACCAGAGGAGGUGCCAGAUCCACGGGCCAGCAGCCAAAGACGGUCACUCCCCGGAUCCUCCAGGGAACACACGGCACAGUGGGAAGUGAGGAACCAGACCUGUCUUCCAAACAGAGAGCCUGACCAGGCACUGCCUUCUGCUAGCCAGAAACAUCUGAACAAGAAGCGUCCAGCACCUGCAGCCACUACAAAACUGAAGGAAAAGAGGCUCAGAACUCUAGCCCCAAGUCCCCUACAAGGACUGCCCAGUCAGGACCUACGAGAGGGAGAAGAUUGGGAGCAAGAAAAUAAACAUGAAGACAUGGGCCCCAGACUGGAGCACAGUCCCUCAGUUCAAGCAGACUCUGAAUCCCCAAGCCCUGAAGAGGUACCAGAUUACGUCCUGCAAUAUGGGGCCAUCCACACUGCAGAGCAGCAACAUGCUUAUGAGCAGGACUUUGAGAGAGAUUAUGCUGAAUACCGCGUCCUGCAUGCUCGAUUUGGGGCUGCAAGCCAAAGGUUCAUAGAGCUGGGAGCAGAGAUCAAGAGAGUUCAGCGAGGAACUCCAGAACACAAGCGGUACCCAGGUUACAGGGAAGAAAAGUGUCGCUGUGAGUACCUGCAUCAGAAAUUGUCCCACAUUAAAGGUCUCAUCCUGGAGUUUGAGGAAAAGAACAGGGGCAGCUGAACUAACUGGUCAAGGGCUAUCGACCCUCUCUGUCCGGUGUGAUGCAAAGGAACAAAACAGCUGUAAAUGAAGUAGAGUGCAACUGUCCGCUCUUGUUAUUGCUGAAUCCAUGGUGGCAAGUAGGAGAGCUGCUCUAGGUUAAGGUUUGAUUUUCAUUGUUGCCAUAUAUUAAUUUUUAGGGUGUGGGCGCAGUGCCAACACUCUAUAGCUGUGCCCAGGAGACUAAGAAAAGUAGCCACGGCUUGGCUUCUCCACCUUUAGUUCAGCAAGUCAUUUUCAAAUCUUAAGAAAGAAAUGACACCCUUCCCAGGACAAGAUACCUCAAGGACAUUAGAAUUCAGCCUGGUAGCCUCCCUAACAAAACAGUAACUUUUAGGAAGUUGUGAUACACCUGGAUGUAAUGGGAAUGGCUUGGGGUCUUAUCAAUGUACCGAAAGUGAAUUCUUUUACAAACAUGGCUAAAAAUUAAAACUGUCUCUGUGUC